UGCCAGGGAAAAUAUUUGCAUUAAAAUAGGGCAACGGGCGCUGCUAGAACUUCUUGAGGUGUUAAACAAUCAGAAAUUUCCCGCGUGGAAUUUGAUUCAAGCUGCUUGAAGGUGUCUGGAGGAUUGCCACUUGCUCAUCCUUGUCGUGCGUGCCCAAAUCCUUCUUGAACGCAUCCAACAUGGCCACUCGAAUCCAAGUGAACGGCGACAUGGGAUCUACUCAGAACUGGACCUUAAAUGAUCCCCUGGAAAAGGCCGAUCCCGAGGUCUUUGCCAUCAUCCAGAGAGAGAAGAGCCGACAAGUCCGAGGACUGGAGAUGAUUGCCAGUGAGAACUUUACUUCAUUGGCCGUGCUUGAAUGUAUGUCGUCUUGCUUGAACAAUAAGUACUCGGAGGGGCAACCCGGAGUGAGAUACUAUGGUGGCAACGAAUUCAUCGAUGAACUUGAAUUGGUGGCUCAAAAGCGAAGUCUGGAGGCUUUCCGCCUCUCUCCGGAUGAAUGGGGGGUAAAUGUCCAACCCUACAGUGGUUCUCCGGCAAAUUUUGCUGUUUAUACAGCCCUAGUGGAGCCCCAUGGAAGGAUCAUGGGCUUGGAUCUGCCGGAUGGAGGCCAUUUGACGCACGGAUUCUUUACGGCCAAGAAAAAGAUUUCGGCCACGUCCAUUUUUUUCGAAUCCAUGCCCUACAAGGUGAAUCCUACUACGGGAUUGAUCGACUAUGACGAAUUGGAAAGGAGUGCCUCCUUGUUCAAACCCAAGAUGAUUAUCGCCGGUGUGAGCUGUUACGCCCGGAAUCUGGAUUAUGCUCGAUUCCGCAAGAUUGCCGAUGCUAAUGGGUCAUUACUCUUGGCCGAUAUGGCUCACGUGUCGGGAUUGGUGGCAGCCGGCGUGGUCCCUUCUCCAUUCGACUAUUGUGAUAUUGUCACUUCCACUUGCCACAAGACAUUAAGAGGUCCCAGAGCUGGAGUCAUAUUCUAUAGAAAAGGUGUUCAAUCGGUGGACAAAGCCGGAAAAGAAAUCAUGUAUGACCUGGAAGAAAAGAUCAAUCUUGCUGUUUUCCCUGGAUUGCAAGGGGGACCUCACAAUCACGCGAUCGGUGGAAUUGCUGUAACAAUGAAGCAUGCCACUAGUGAUGAAUUCAAGAGCUAUCAAUACCAAGUCGUAAGAAAUGCCCAAGCUCUCAGUUCUGGCUUGCAACAGCACGGUUAUAAGAUUGUGACGGGAGGAACAGACAACCAUUUGAUUCUUCUUGAUCUUACUGACAAGAAGCUGAGUGGGUCCAAGGCCGAGAAAAUAUUGGAGGAAGUUUCAAUCUCUUGCAACAAGAACACAGUUCCUGGUGAUAAAAGUGCUUUGAACCCCAGUGGCAUUCGUCUUGGCACGCCUCCUCUAACCACUCGAGGGCUGAAGGAACAAGAUAUGGAGAAGGUGGUCUCCUACAUCCACAAAGCUUUGGAGUUAGCCCUGGACAUUCAAAAGAUAUCUGGACCCAAGUUGGUUGAUUGGAAAAAGACAUUGGUGGAGAGCUCGGACUUUCAAGAUGCUUUGAAGGUCCUGAGGAGCGAUAUCGAGUCGUUCGCCUCUCAAUUUCCUAUGCCUGGCCAUGCCACUUACUAAAGACAAUCAAAGGCCUGAAGGGGAGGCUUGAAAGGCUUGGAAGAGGACAGCGGUUUUGUCAUAUUUUUAAAUCAAGAUACGUUUUUGUAUGAGUGACCUUUUUAACAUGCCUUCUAUUCGUCGCUUGAAUCCGUUUGAAAUACAUUCUUCAGCAUAA
This is a messenger RNA of Tigriopus californicus, 1773 nucleotides long. RefSeq names its product serine hydroxymethyltransferase-like (gene Shmt). The record is from RefSeq and is a predicted model, not a curated record. NCBI's taxonomy places the organism in Eukaryota, Metazoa, Arthropoda, Copepoda, Harpacticoida, Harpacticidae. The transcript is spliced from 7 exons. Bases 180 to 1616 code for a protein of 478 amino acids. Gene Ontology annotation, cellular component: cytoplasm; cytosol; nucleus. Gene Ontology annotation, biological process: tetrahydrofolate interconversion; protein homotetramerization; L-serine catabolic process. Gene Ontology annotation, molecular function: serine binding; glycine hydroxymethyltransferase activity; cobalt ion binding.